Paramecium pentaurelia is the source of this 1086-nucleotide messenger RNA. NCBI's taxonomy places the organism in Eukaryota, Ciliophora, Oligohymenophorea, Peniculida, Parameciidae. The record is from the annotation of a GenBank genome assembly.
AUGAGAGCAAACAAUAUUAUAGUAUAAGAGGAACCAAAAUAAAAUGUAUUAGUUGCAUUUUAUAAUACAUUGAAGUCACUUAUCAAAUGUGAAUGUUUUAAAUAGUAAUAAGGAUUUUUAAUUUAUUAGAUUUAUGCCAAUCUCCUAUAAUUAAAAGCCAAUACAAAUUCCAAAAUAAUCCCUUUAACAUUUGGGUAGAAAGACAUUAGUGAUCGAUUUAGAUGAAACUUUGGUUCAUAGUUCUUUCAAUUAUAUUUCAGAUCCAGAUUUUAUUUUGAAGGUUUGAAUUAUGUUUAUUAAGAGAUAAAAGUAAUGAAUGCAAAUUAUACAAUUUAUGUUAGAAUAAGGCCUGGUGCUGAAGAAUUCUUAAUAAAAAUGGCAGAAUUUUAUGAAAUCUUUAUAUUUACAGCUAGUAUUUGUGAAGUAUAUUAAUGAAUAUAUUUAAGUAUGCAAAUCCUGUGAUAGAUAGAAUAGAUUAAAAAGGAGUUUGUGCAUUAAGAUUAUUUAGACCAAAUUGUUCAAUAUUGAAUGGAGUUUUUGUGAAAGAUUUAUCAAAAUUAUAGAGAUCAAUUAAUAACAUAAUAAUAAUAGAUAAUACUCACACUUCUUUUUCUCUUUAACCUAAAAAUGCUAUUCAUAUAAAAAAUUAUUUUGAUGAUCCUAGUGAUACAGAAUUAUUGGAUUUAAUACCAUUUUUAUAAUUACUAAGUACAUUUGAUGAUGUUAGACCAGUUGGAGAAUAUUGGAAACAAUAUAUAAGAUCAGAAAAGAUCAGAUAUACAAGGAAUGGAGAAUCAUAUAUUUAUGAUAGGAAUCGAAAUGAAUCUUAUGAUGUAUAAUAUUAUUAUAAUUAAUUAGGAAGUAGAUCCUAUUAAUUAGACUAUUGAUUAAGUUAAGGAUGAUUAAAUGUUAUUGGGAAAAUAAUAAUUGAAAUUAUAAACUAACUUUGCUAUUGAUUAUGAUGAAGUGAAUGAUAUCACAGAAAAUGAUGAAGAAAUAUAAUUUAGAAAUGAAUAGGGAAUUAAUUCUCCAAAUUUAAAUAAAUAACAUUUUAAUGAAAUAGAUUAGAGUGAUUAAAAUUUAUGA